AUGUCAUCUUCAACGCCAGAAUCAAGUUCAUCAGAAGGAAGUCGUCAUCGUCGUCAUAAGAAGAAGAAGUCUUCGAUGAAAAAGAAGGACAAGAAGAUAAGGAAACUCAAAAAGGAACUGGAAAAAGCACGGCGUCAUCGUUCGCGUCACAGUUCGACAUCGAACAGCACAGAUUCUCAAUCAUCCUAUGCACGCUCGCGAGAGCGUAGGGCUGCGAGUUCACGGAGAGGAACUCCAGACUCUUCGACAAUGCGAGAUCGUGAUCGACGAACAUCGGGCCGAGAGUCCACUUAUGCCAGAGAAUUGAGUUAUGAGCGUUAUCUGCGAGAAACGCCUUACUCAAAUCCAAGAGCACGCAGAGGGGAUGAGCGCAGCACCAGAGGCUCGCCGUCCCUCUCCAGUAGCCGUAGCAGAUCCAGAAGUCCGCUAGGUAAGCGCCAAUCAAACGAAAUCGACAGUGAAAAAAAUCCAGACACGAGAGGAAAAAACUCUGAAUCGAACGAAAAAAAUCCGGAAUCAACAGGAAAAAAUUCAGAGUUGACAGAGCAAGCUUCUAUUGCAGCUACUAGGAGAUGGCGCUAG
Molecule: messenger RNA, 582 nt
Organism: Leptopilina boulardi
Lineage: Eukaryota; Metazoa; Arthropoda; Insecta; Hymenoptera; Figitidae
Product: putative RNA-binding protein Luc7-like 2
Exons: 1
Coding region: 1-582 (193 amino acids)
Source: RefSeq, a predicted model, not a curated record